Molecule: messenger RNA, 1688 nt
Organism: Aedes aegypti (yellow fever mosquito)
Lineage: Eukaryota; Metazoa; Arthropoda; Insecta; Diptera; Culicidae
Product: integrin alpha-PS4-like
Exons: 5
Coding region: 256-1527 (423 amino acids)
Biological process (GO): cell-matrix adhesion; cell adhesion mediated by integrin; cell-cell adhesion
Cellular component (GO): external side of plasma membrane; integrin complex
Molecular function (GO): integrin binding
Source: RefSeq, a predicted model, not a curated record
UACCAACAAUUCAAAUAAGAUUUUAGGAUUGUACUUCAUCUAGAUUACCCGUUUAGGAGAGCAAAAAUAAAUAACGAAUCAUCAUACGAAGCUAUUGAGCAAAUUUCACAAAACGUGUCCUGCUUUAUCUUAGAUGUUUCGAUCAGAGCAUCAUUUCGACACCUCACGAAACCUGUUACAGCAGUUCUCUACUAUGGAAUUUUCAAUCAAAAUACAUCUAGUCCUGAAUUUUGUGACAAAUGUGCUAUCCAGGAGAUGAAAUCUGAACGGAUUGCUCAAAAUGAGACGAAUCUUGUAUUCAAACCCAACUGUGCAGAGGAUGUUUGUCUGACGGAUUUGAAAUUGCAUGGCCGUUUUCUCAAUUUUGAAUCCCCAUUCGAGCUUAACAGUUCCCGUACUAUGGAAUUGCAGUACAACAUAAGCAAUGAGGGAGAAUCAGGAUACGGGACGUUGCUGGAGAUCAAGUUUGCUCGAAACAUUAGUAUUAUCAAAGCAAUGGCCUUUUGUGAAAUAGGUGCCGACAAUUUAAGCUGCCUCAUCAAUAACGGACAAGCGCUGCAACGAGGGAAAGUAAUUACAGUCAAUAUAACUUUGGAUGCAACUGAACUGGACGGGACCGAAUUGGACUUCGAAGCGCGUUUGUUCAGCGAUGGUAAUGAAACAUUCAAUGAAGAUAACUUGAUACAAAGUUCUAUAAGCUUGGUGAGGCAUAGUAGCGUAUCGAUCGUUGAAUAUUUCAAUCCUUCUCACAUCAACCUGGAUACGACAUUUUCUAAUGUUUCAACGAGUUUAAAAGUUCAAAUCGAUAAUUAUGGACCCAGUUAUAUGAGAGCAACUAACGUAACAAUGUUCAUUCCUGUUUUAUUUAAACAAAUGGAAUUGAUCCAUUUCGAUACAAUAAAUUCUAACAUAAUUAACGAAAGGAAUUAUCUUGAAUGGACGGAAGAAUGUUCAGUAUCGAAUAUCGAAAUCAACCACACAUCAUUUAUCCACUGGAGAAAAUUUGAAUCACCGGCUAUGGUCCAGAAAAAAAGCUCUUAUCUUAGCUGUUUCGAUGAGUUCAUAACAUGCAAAUGUUUAAAGUUCACCUUGAAAGAAUUACCAGCAAUGAAUGAUCCCUUAUGGAUUAACCUUCAAAUGACGAUAUUCCCACAGGCGAUGAUUAAUGUUAUGCCCGAGGACACUCAAACAAUUUUCUUAUAUGUAAAUUUGAGCUUGGAAGUUCCAACCGAUGAAGUAACUCUUAUCGCCUCUGGAAGUUUGAUGCUAUAUCGUGCCGUUCAUAAGUUUCCGUUAUGGGUCUACGUGACUACAAUUACACUGAGUACUGUGAUACUGACGUCGAUUGUACAGGCUUUGCGAAAGAUAAACUUUUUCAAACGAAUGACGCGAUCCGAUAUGGAGCGAAAGUUAGAAGCGAAAGAAUCAGCCAUUACGGAUGGAAGUAUAAUGAUGAUAAAUAUACCAAUUCAAAAGCUCAGCACAGAAACUACUGUCAUCGAAGAAACAAUGAAACCAGCCACAUAGGUUUUACCUCAGUUGUAGCGUAAGUUUUAUUACUUUGGUGAUUUGUAUUUACAAAAGAAUCUCCUGUACAUAGUUAGCAUUCAUUCAAUCAAAUGCAGAGCACCAUUCAUCGUCUAUAAAACGCGCAGAAACCAACACAAACCAAUGAAACUCUGUAAGGA